This is a messenger RNA of Entamoeba invadens IP1, 1539 nucleotides long. RefSeq lists its product as hypothetical. The transcript has a single exon. The coding region runs from base 1 to 1539 and encodes 512 amino acids. The record is from RefSeq and is a predicted model, not a curated record. Lineage: Eukaryota; Evosea; Mastigamoebida; Endamoebidae.
AUGUCUGCAAAUUACAAAAAUUUUGUGUUAGCGCUUCAGAGUGCAACAAGUAACUCCCAAACCUCUCGAGUCUGUGAGGAAGCACUUUCGACGAUCAAAACAAAUGAAACGAAUGAUUGUUUAGUCACCGAGAUCCUCCAAGAGAUCAUCACGUGUUCGUCGUUGGGGCAUUCCGUUGACCAAUACAAAUUCUUUGUAGUUUCGAAUGCGUCAAAGAGCGAAAUUUUACUUCCGGCGACACAAACGUUUUUAGCGGUAGUCUCUCCACAUGACGAAUUAUACUUACUCUUACAUACAAACACACUGCAACUCUCUUUAAGAGACCCUUUCACGCACCCAACUCAAACUGUGUGUGCCUUAAAAACGUUAAAGAUGUAUGUGACAAAAGUUACUGCGGAACAAUACUUCGAUUGGUGUUUCAAAGCAAUUCAGUUGAUCGAAGACCGCAAAAACUCCAAAGACGUUGUUAUACUCAGAUCUUUCAUAUCUGUCCUUCCACUCUUUAAAGACUAUAUCUCUCCUCCACAAACAGAGAAGAUCAUUUGUGUCUUAAUUAAACUUCUUUCUCAUAAGAGUCUUCUCAUUGUCGAAGUGACUGUUGCUGUCCUCAAAGUGUUUUGUCGCGGGUCAUCAUACCCAUCUGUUCUUCUCCCAUUAAAAAGUCUUUUAAAACUCCUCACGACGUGUAAACCAGUAUCGGAGAUAUCGGGAAUUACAUGUCCAUAUAUCGUGUCAAAUAUAUUAAAAACGCUUUCUACCUUCGACAAGAACAAAAUUGAGUUAGCGGAACAGAGUGACAAAGGUGAAAAGACACUUCUUGUGGUGAAGAAGCUCGCAGAGAAGUUUUCGACGAAUUUUGAAAAUCCCAUGUCGUUAAAUAUUUUCAUUGACGUGUUAAAGUUCCUCCACAAAAUGUCUUUGGAAGAGUGCGAGAAAGUAGUUUUAACAUGUGACUUACAGAGUUUAAGAAUGUCACCAAAUGGGAUGGUCAACAGGGCUUUUCUUCAGAUCAUUUCAUACUCGCAGAGUCUUGUUACCACCUUCCAAACUGAUAUUUUAGCAAUGUACAAUGGAAGUGAUCAACUCACAUCAGUUCAAGCUCUUGAUUUGAUUCACUCGAACAUUCAAAUUACCGUGCCACCUUCUCUCGUGUUAUACAACACUUAUGUGUUCUCUCAACUCGAGAAAGCAGUCACAAAACGCAUCCAGAAAAUGACUCCUCCACUUAGUCCAGACAUUGUGAUCUCUUUACUUAACUUAUGUCCUUCCCGUGGAGUGCUCAAGACGGUUCUUCAACUUCCAAUCGAGACUUCAGUGCUCUUAACAACCUACCCAGCAAACAUUAUAUCUCGGAAGUACGCUAUUGCUCAAGGUUUUGUAUGUACUCCACUCACUCAAGACGAGCUUUUAUUACAACUUUCUGUAGACACCAUAACAGGAAAGUCGACGCACAUGACCUGUGGUACAACACACAGUGUUUCUUACUCUCAGCGUGUCCACGAACAAACUGUUUUCCUCUCAAGUUCUAUGAAACAAUGA